This is a messenger RNA of Amphibalanus amphitrite, 3131 nucleotides long. RefSeq names its product alpha-1,3-mannosyl-glycoprotein 4-beta-N-acetylglucosaminyltransferase B-like. Gene Ontology annotation, biological process: protein N-linked glycosylation. The coding region runs from base 353 to 2137 and encodes 594 amino acids. Lineage: Eukaryota; Metazoa; Arthropoda; Thecostraca; Balanomorpha; Balanidae. Gene Ontology annotation, cellular component: endoplasmic reticulum; Golgi stack; endoplasmic reticulum-Golgi intermediate compartment. The transcript is spliced from 17 exons. The record is from RefSeq and is a predicted model, not a curated record. Gene Ontology annotation, molecular function: acetylglucosaminyltransferase activity.
GAGAAACCAAGAGGAGAAACUAGUGCGGAAAAACCUUUGAGUUGGUAGCACUUCAGUUCUGAGUUAUGCUACCAAAUGUUGUCGCAAAUGGGGACUUUCCUGCAAUGCUUGCGACAAAAGCGCAGUUUACGCGAAUAUGCAAUUAGUCUGCAAGGGAAUAAUUAGCUUCAAUAAAUAAAGUAAUUCAUUUUCAGCCGUAAUAUCCUGCUCUGCUUUGUUUAAUCUGAAGAUCUUGGGUUUUAUUGAUUCGAGAGAUACGGUACCGACAUGUGACUGCCGUUACCGUUGCCGGGUGGUGUGCUGAACGGACGGAUACCUGAGAGCGCGGCCCGGCGGCCGACCGUCGGCAGCCAUGGGCUGUCCGCGCUCUCGGCGUCAGCUGGCCUUCUGCUUGGCCAUGCUGCUGCUGCCCUUCUCGCUGAUCGUGCUGCUCAACCAGCCAGAUCCUUCGGACUGUACCGGCAGGGGUCUUCCGUCAGGGAGUGAUAAAACAGUGGACACCCGGCUGGAACGGACGCUGGUUCAGCAGCUGGCGGAGCUGCGCCAGCGCGUGCAGCACGCCGAAAUGACCAACAGGGAGCGGCGGAAAGACGUGAUGGUGCUCAACAGACAGCUGGACACCUACGGCGCCGCCGCUGUGAAAGCGCCGUCCCAGCAGCAGCAGCGGCAGCAGGAGGAGGGACCUCCAGUGCUACCUCCGUCGCAGCAGCAGCUGGCGCAGCUCGCGCCGCCACAUGAGCUGAACGACACGACGACCCCGCGAGGUCGGACGGUGCCCGGAGCGCUGCCAGCAGCUGUUUCCGGGGUGCCGCUCACUCAUCUGCAGGAGAUCAACAGCGAUAUGGAGGUGCCCGGUCUUCUCACCUACCUACCGCACCUGCUGGGCCGGCCCGACGCGCUGACACCGGCGCUACACGUCAGUCAGGGUCGGCGGGACGUGACUGUGGUCAUGGGACUGCCCACAGUCAAACGUGAGGUGCAAAACUACCUCAUAUCGACACUGAAAAACCUCAUCGACUCUAUGUCUGAGUCGGAGAGGCUGGAGACGCUCAUUGUUGUCUUCAUUGCCGAGACGGAUGCGGAGUACUGCAGCCGGACGGCACAGGAAAUCCAGGACAAGUUUCCGGCCGAGGUAAAGUCGGGUCUGGUGGACAUCAUCUCCCCGUCUGCCGAGUACUACCCGCCCCGGGACUCUCUGCGCCGCACACUGGACGAUCCGCUGGAGCGCGUCCAGUGGCGCACCAAGCAGAACCUCGACUUCGCCUUCCUGAUGAUGUACUGCCGGCCGCGCGGCGUGUUUUACGUCCAGUUGGAGGAUGACAUCAUGACCAAACCCGGUUAUGUAACAAAAAUGAAGGAAUUCGCUCUUCAAAAGAUCUCAGAAAAGAAAGACUGGCUUCUUCUGGACUUCUGUCAACUUGGUUUUAUUGGGAAACUAUUCAAGACCGUGGACCUGUUGCCUCUUAUUCAUUUUCUGGUGAUGUUCAACAACGACAAGCCCUCAGACUGGCUGCUGCUUAACCUCGUGCACACCAAGGUGUGCCGCUUCGACAAAAGUGCUAAGAAAUGUAAGGAGGAAAAGGACAAGGUUUGGCUGCAUUACAAACCGUCGCUGUUCCAGCACAUUGGUACCCACUCGUCGCUCAAGGGCAAGGUGCAGAAGCUAAAGGACAAGCAGUUUGGAAAGGUGAAGAUGUUCAAGGCGCAUAGCAACCCGCCGGCCAGGGUGGUCUGUGACAUAAAGCCACACAAGCAGUAUACUCUGGAGAGGGCGUACCGGGGAGAGACGUACUUCUGGGGACUGUUACCGCAGCCCGGGGACCACCUGGAGUUUCACCUCACGCCGCCGGUUACACUCACCGGCUUCAUGUUUCAGAGUGGCAAUGUGGAGCACCCCUCUGAUCGCUUCUACAACACCACUGUUGAGAUUGUGCCGGCGUUAGCCGACCACGAGCUACUUAAGCGGUACAAAACUACUUCAGACGGAUACGCAAUAAUUGGUCAGUUUGACGACCAGGGGGUGGCGGCCGGCUCGCUGGAUCCCACGUGGGGGCCGAUCCGCUCUCUGAGGCUCGCCGUCCAGGCAGAGAGCGACAACUGGGUCAUACUUAGUGAGAUUCACCUGAAGAGGAGCUAGUGACGCUGGAGCUCGGCGGAGCCGCCAACCCUCUGCUCAACUGCGCCAGCCGCCCCGCGCCGCGCCGCUCGAACAGUGCCUCGCGCGGCAGUGACGGUAUCGGGGACGGUGCGGAACCAGUGAUAGUGACUGCGUCCAAGGGCCGUCCCGGCGAGCCCAGUGAAUACACGUGCCUAUAGACGGGACGGGUGGGGGCAGUUCAGUACCUGCGGUGAGAGAAUACGUACCGGCCACACACCCGCGCGCGUUGUUGAGUGUUCGCCAGUUUAUUGGAAACGUUCUAACUAGUCGUUGGUUAACAGUACGAAGUAUUUAAGACUGCAAUAGACUCUAUAAUAUGGGAGAUGGAUAAAUGGUUUGUGGAACCAUUAGCAUAUUGGUUGUUCCAUCCGCCUGUUUACUUUUAUCUCGCCGUUGACAUGAGUGAAAGGUGGUGCGUUUUUACGUAGCUAGAUCCGCUUAAUGGAGGCGCUGUCUAUUCGUGAGCCGCUUUAUAAAAGCCAGUGUACGUCAGUGCGACAAUAACCGUCUCACCAAAACGAAGCUGCGCGUCUGUUGUCUGGGGUCCGAGUUUCCGCGAAUGUCUGAGAGCUUACGUGUGACUGUGCCUGCCUGUUGCGGCCGGUAGGUGUGUUGGGCGUCUGUGGUGGCAGGAUACUGCCGCUGUCUUGAUCCAAUCAUUCCUCAGUGUCCCGCAGCAAAGCCAACAGCGAAAUCAUUCCUACGGUGCGGCGCGCGAGUCUUUCCUUCGUACUUAGUGACGCGAGGAUGUGAAAGGUGCAGCUGCUGUUGGGUGUUGCUGCGCUGUAUGAGGCUAACAAUUACGAUGGUUGUUGCGUGUUGGAGUGGUGCGCGUAGUUGGUUGUCUGGUGGCGUUAGCGUCGGUUCCGCCGAGUGCCAUAGUGUCCAGGGGUGUCUCGUCCAGGGGGAGGUAGGCCCGGCUCACGCCACCCGUAUGUGCCUCGAAUACAGCUGCCCAGUUCUUGUUACUGUC